AAUACUUUAAAAAAAUAGUAAAAAAGACCCUUACUUUUGGUCAAAGUAUUUUCUUUUUCGAGAUUCCAUGGGCUUGCCGAAGUAUUGGAUCCAAUUUCUUUGUGGAGCAAUCAUUUGUAAAUAUACAUAAUAAUGCAGCAUAGAUAUUUGAAUUGAUGAGUGAUUAGUGAACUUAUUGUUGAAAAGUAAUGAAAGAUCAAUCUUGGAGAUGGAUUUUGGGUUUGAUUUAUAUAAUUAUUGUUGCCUCUAUAUGGAUUGCUGCUAGUUUUGUGGUUCAAUCCGUUGUCGAUGCCGGUGUUUCACCUUUUCUCGUAACAUACCUAUGCAAUUCUCUAUUCAUAGUUUAUAUUCCCCUAAUUGAAAUUCUUCGCUUUCUAGAGGAUAAAUAUGGGAGAUUUUGGUUUUGGCGCAAGGAUAUCGCCACAACAACUUUGCAAGAGGAGGUAAUUCUUCUUGAUGAUGGCGAAUUGGCUGUUGCUGAUGGGGCAUCUGUAUCAAAGGAACAAAUUGUAGAUCAAAGUGUUGUUGAUAUGGAUCUGGAUGAAAAAGGGCGGUGGACACGCUUUAGAGUAGCAAAAGUUAGCUUGUUAAUAUGCCCAUUUUGGUUUCUAGCUCAGCUUACAUUUAAUCUAUCACUCAAAUAUACUACUGUUACGUCAAACACCAUCUUAAGCACUUCCUCCAGCUUGUUUACUUUUCUGGUUUCUCUUGUAUUCUUGGGAGAAGUUUUCACUUGGGUGAAGCUGUUCAGUGUUCUACUUUGUAUGGGAGGAACUAUCAUUGUGAGCUUGGGUGACUCAAAUUCAGCAUCUAAUAAAGUUGCUUCGAAUCCCGUUCUUGGAGACAUUCUUUCUCUCGUCUCAGCUGCUUUGUAUGCUGUUUAUAUAACUCUCAUUCGUAAAAAGUUACCUGAUGAUGAAGGGAAAAGUGGUCAUGCCAGUAUGGCACAAUUUCUUGGAUAUUUGGGGUUAUUCAACAUGCUCAUAUUCUUACCCGUACCUCUUGUACUCAACUUUGCUAACCUUGAGCCAUUUAACACGCUCACGUGGAAGCAAAUUGGCCUAAUAGUUGGUAAAGGUAUGUUUGAUAACGUGCUGAGCGAUUUACUAUGGGCCAAGGCUAUUCUUUUGACCUCCACAACAGUCGCAACAGCAGGACUGACCAUUCAGGUCCCUCUAGCUGCCAUCGUCGAUUCACUGAUAGGAAAUGCACCUCCCAUCUUGGAUUACGUCGGAGCUGCAGCUGUCAUGGUUGGUUUUGCAGGCAUUAACAUCCCUUCAGAUUCAUGUUCAGUACCAGAAGAGGCAAGCAUUGAACUAGAACAUGGGAAAAUUCAAUCCGCAGAACACGAUCACCUAUCGCCCAGGUAGAUUCGAGCGCUUUUGCCGCAGUUCGUCUGGUGGCAGUAGUUCAGGUGUAUCUUAUGUUUGUAUUUUAAUUCGUAGUUGACAACGUCACUUGUAUUUUUAAAUAAUUUUUUAAAAAAAAUUCAACAGAUAUGUAUUUUAUUUAUUUAUUUAUUUAUCAAUGCAGCUUCAAAUUGAUUUUAUUCCA
This is a messenger RNA of Capsicum annuum, 1554 nucleotides long. RefSeq lists its product as uncharacterized. Lineage: Eukaryota; Viridiplantae; Streptophyta; Magnoliopsida; Solanales; Solanaceae. Gene Ontology annotation, biological process: regulation of peptide transport; transmembrane transport. The transcript is spliced from 3 exons. The record is from RefSeq and is a predicted model, not a curated record. Gene Ontology annotation, molecular function: transmembrane transporter activity. The coding region runs from base 189 to 1370 and encodes 393 amino acids. Gene Ontology annotation, cellular component: membrane.